ACACCACCCCUUUCUGCUCCAGAUGCACUGGGGCAGUGGGCUGACAUGGCUUCUCCUGGCCUUCCAGGACAGGGGGAAACUGUGCCCUGUGACACUGCCGUACAAGCGAUGGAGGAUGAGUGGGACGUCCGGCCUGGCAAUGACAGACACGAGACCAAACAAGCCAGUGAGAGCACAGGCAAAGACAAUCGAUUCUUGCCCCUCUGCUUUCCACAAAAGCUUUGGAAAAUGCUGGAAAGUGACCAGUUUCGGUCCAUUUGGUGGAGUGAGGGUGGAAAAUGUGUGGCCAUCAACAAAGAUCUCUUCAAAGUGGAGGUGCUGGGCAGGGGAGCUUGUCAGCGGGUUUUUAACACACGGCACAUCAAGAGUGUUAUUCGCCAGCUGAACCUCUAUGGAUUCACCAAAGUGCAGCGGGAUUUCCAAAGAUCUGCCUCCCUGCCUGAAUUCCUGUCAGAGGAAGCAGCAACUUCUGCUCACAGCCAGGAAGAUCCAUCCCUGGAGAGGCACUUCAAAGGUCACAGAGAUGCUGUCACUAGUGUGGACUUCAGUUGCACUAAGAAGCAAUUGGUAAGUGGCUCAAUGGAUUCGUGCCUGAUGAUCUGGAGUAUGAAGCCUCAGAUGAGAGCCUAUCGCUUCAUGGGCCACAAAGAUGCAGUUUUGUGUGUCCAGUUCUCACCUUCUGGCCACCUUGUGGCUUCAGGGUCUAGAGACAAAACAGUCCGUUUGUGGAUCCCUAGCAUCAAGGGAGAAUCGACUGUGUUCAAGGCUCACACAGCAACUGUGAGAAGUGUUCAUUUCUCCAGCGACGGCCAGUCCUUAGUUACAGCUUCUGAUGACAAAACAAUCAAAGUGUGGACGGUCCACAGGCAGAAGUUUCUGUUCUCAUUGAGUCAGCACAUCAACUGGGUUCGCUGUGCCAGAUUUUCUCCUGAUGGACGAUUGAUAGUGUCAUCCAGUGAUGAUAAAACUGUCAAGCUGUGGGACAAAACCAGCAGAGAAUGCAUCCACUCCUUCUGUGAGCAUGGAGGGUUUGUGAACCACGUGGAUUUCCAUCCCAGCGGGAACUGCAUUGCCGCAGGGGGUACGGACAGCACGGUGAAGCUGUGGGAUAUCAGGAUGAACAGGCUGCUUCAGCAUUACCAAGUGCACAGCUCUGUGGUCAACAGUCUUUCCUUUCAUCCCUCUGGAAAUUAUCUGGUUACUGCUUCCAGUGAUUCAACUCUUAAGAUUUUGGACUUGCUAGAAGGAAGACUUCUCUAUACUCUUCAUGGUCACCAGGGACCAGCUACAUGUGUAGCAUUUUCAAGAGAUGGAGACUUAUUUGCUUCUGGAGGUUCUGAUGAACAGGUGAUGGUGUGGAAGACUAACUUUGAUGCUGAUUAUGGUGAUGUAGUGAAACCCCAGAAAUAUGGCAGCAGUGUGGAUGGGACCCAUGGUACUGGGUCAGAAAUGGAUUGUAGCAUUCAUCAUAAGAAAACAAAAACUCGAGAUUCUUGUAGGACCCAUGAGCAGCAAGAGGAGGAGACCAGUCUUGCAAAUACCUUGGAGCAUAUUAUGGGACAGCUGGAUGUUCUGACUCAGACAGUUUCCAUCCUGGAGCAGAGGCUGACACUCACUGAAGACAAGCUGAAGGAAUGUCUUGAGAAUCAGCAGAAAAUCAUUCAGAACAAAACAAACUGAUUUCCUGAGAUCAGACAGGAGCUGAAGGCAUUGGGAGGUUUGAGAUUGUUUGUGUUCCUAACAGACUGUGUGUGACUUGCUUUAACAAUUUUGAGCAUAAUCUAUUUUUCAAUUGGAAUGUAUAGUUAUUGUAUCUGUAAAUAGCUUUGUUACUUUACUAAAAUAAAAGCAAUAUUUUA
This is a messenger RNA of Cyanistes caeruleus (blue tit), 1859 nucleotides long. The record is from RefSeq and is a predicted model, not a curated record. Lineage: Eukaryota; Metazoa; Chordata; Aves; Passeriformes; Paridae.